Messenger RNA from Heterobasidion irregulare TC 32-1, 1020 nucleotides. RefSeq lists its product as uncharacterized. The transcript has 11 exons. Bases 1 to 1020 code for a protein of 339 amino acids. Gene Ontology annotation, molecular function: dioxygenase activity. The record is from RefSeq and is a predicted model, not a curated record. Lineage: Eukaryota; Fungi; Basidiomycota; Agaricomycetes; Russulales; Bondarzewiaceae.
AUGGCUAACCGUCCACUUUUUCUGGCCAACGUCCGCACUGACAGCUCUUUCGAUGAGAUCCCAGUGAUAGAUAUUCAAUGGGGAAAUAAACUUGAAGCGAGUGUGAGGAGAGACAUAGCAGAUCAGAUCCGUGAUGCAUGCGUAAACGUGGGCUUUUUCUAUGUCAAGAAUCACGGCAUCUCGGAAGCUGCUACUCUCGGAGCGCUCGACGCAGCAAAACGAUUCUUCGCGCUGCCUACUGACACCAAAAAGAAGCUCGACAUACAUAACUCUGCGAAUUAUAAAGGCUACACCGCGCUGCUCGGGGAAAACACCAACCCUGACAAUCACGGUGAUCUCCAUGAAGGAUUCGAUCUUGGUUGGGAGUCUCUCCCAGGCAGCCCUGAUAAGACCAUAGAAAGGGACGACGGCGCAAUGGCUGGGAGCAAUGUUUGGCCAAAUGAGUCAGAUAUACCGGGAUUCCGAGAGGACACAGUCAAGUACUACCAUACGGCAGUGCGGUUGGGUCAAUACCUCUUCCAGUUGUUUGCACUGGCGCUGGACCUCCCAGAGAGUUUCUUCGAUGACAAGACCACAAAACCCGCGGCGAUAAUGCGACUACUGCACUAUCCGCCGCAGGCCGGCAAGGUUGAGGACCGUACAAUUGGCAUCGGCGCUCAUACAGACUACGAGUGUUUCACAAUCCUAUGGCAGCAACCGGGCAUACAGGCGCUCCAAGUCCUUAAUGCAAGUGGAAAGUGGAUUGAUGCGGCGCCCAUUCCUGGCACGCUUGUUGUCAACUUGGGCGACCAAUUUGCGAGAUGGACAAACGAUGUCUUCAAGUCCACCGUGCACAGAGCCAUUAACCGCUCAGGGGCUGAAAGAUACUCCGUGCCUCUGUUCUUCGGGACCGACUACAAUGUCCCGCUCGAGAUCCUACCGAGUUGUGUAUCUGCUGAUACACCUGCCAAGUACGAGGUCAUCACUGCGGGAGAGUACGUCAAGUCAAGACUGGAAGCAACGUAUGCGCAUUCGAAAUGA